Messenger RNA from Acanthamoeba castellanii str. Neff, 1704 nucleotides. RefSeq names its product transporter dicarboxylate, putative. Gene Ontology annotation, molecular function: symporter activity. Lineage: Eukaryota; Discosea; Longamoebia; Acanthamoebidae. The record is from RefSeq and is a predicted model, not a curated record. The coding region runs from base 1 to 1704 and encodes 567 amino acids. Gene Ontology annotation, cellular component: membrane. The transcript has 14 exons.
AUGUACGGGAGUGGAGAGGAGCGACUGGCGACGCGAGAUCGAAGGCCCAGGAGCACAUCCAUCGGGCAGCUGCCGCCGGAGGAUAUGCUCGGAGGUUCGAACGACGAUAGCGCGCAGCUCCUGCCCUCUCUCGCCGAUGAACGGCGGCAGAGGCGCGCCGCACACUGGUGGGGCCGCCUCCUCAAUUCCAUCGAUCGACCCGAUGCAAAGGGCGGCCACGGCAAUCUUCUUCUCUACCUCACCAUCCUCGGGGCGGCGGUGGGGUUGGUGGCGGGGUGGGCGGCGAGCGUCACGGGUCCGAGCAAGACCACGAUGGAGCUGCUGGGCUUCCCGGGCGAGAUUCUGCUCAGCAUGCUGCGCGCCCUGGUGGUGCCCCUCAUCAUGUCCAGCAUCGUCGUGGGCAUCACCUCCCUCGGGAGUGCAAGCAACAUGGGCCACCUCUCCCUGAGGGCGCUGCUCUACUACGGGCUGACCACCAUCGUCUCCGCCAUCUUCGGCAUCUUCUGGGUGCUCCUCAUCCAACCCGGUACCUACGCCGAGGUGCCGACGGACGGGUCGGUGCCCAACGCACCACAGAAGACCCCGCUGGAGAGCAUCCUGGACAUCAUACGGAGCCUGUUUCCGCCCAACCUGUUCAAGGCGGCCGUCGACAUGAACGUUCUGGGCAUCAUCACCUUUUCCGUCGCUCUGGGCGUCGUCUUGAUCAUGAUGGGCGACAAGGGUCAUCCGUUGAUCGACUUUUUUAAUUCCUUCAACGAAGCCAUCAUGCGAAUAGUCGGCCUGGUGAUCUGGUGCGUGCCGAUCGGCAUCUGUUCGCUGAUCAUCGCCAAGCUGGGCCACGAUGGCAACUUCUGGGCCAAGCUCGAGCAACUCAGCGUGUUCGUUGUGACGGUGGUGCUCGGCCUCGGGUUUCAUAUGUUCGUCUUCCUACCGUGUGUCUACGCGUUCAUCGUCCGCAAGAAUCCCUUCGUGGCUCUACUGAUUGCGUUGGGCACGGCCUCUUCGUCCGCCACCCUCCCGGUCACCAUCAAGUGCUGCGAGGAAAACAACGGCAUCUCCCAGCGGGUCGCGCGCUUCGUGCUACCAUUGGGCGCGACGAUGAACAUGAACGGGACGGCCCUCUACGAGGCGGUGGCCUGUAUAUUCAUGGCCCAAGCGCUCGGCGUGGAGCUCUCGUUCGGUCAGAUCGUCAUCACGGCUCUCACUGCGACGCUCGCUGCCAUUGGCGCCGCCGGCAUUCCUGAGGCCGGUCUGGUGACGUUGAUCAUGGUGCUCACGGCGGUGGGUCUCCCGCUGGAGGGGAUCGGGCUUCUCUUCUCCAUCGAUUGGUUCCUCGAUCGCCUUCGCACCACCGUGAACGUGUACGGUGAUGCUGUCGGCGCCGCGAUUGUGGAUCACUGGGAGGCCAAGAAGUUCGAAGAUCUGGAGCUCGACGACCCCUUCGCCGACUCGAGCAGCAGCAGCAAGGAGGGAAGCGGAAGCAGCAGCACCAUCGGCGAGGAGGACUCUGGCGUGAUGACGCCCAUCUUCUCCUCGGAGCGCGUCUACCCGCGAUACCAGACCACGCCUUCCAUGUGCGUGAUGGUUCCCUUCCGCAAGGAGUUCGCAGAGGAGCUGGCGAGGGUGGCCAACAACCCCAACAUCGCGCGCAACUUGCGGGACAGCUUUCCACACCCCUACACGCUCCAGGACGCCCACGCCUAG